AGAUAUUUUACUAAAAUGUUUUUCUUCUUCUACCAAUAUUUCCUCCGUCAGCUUUACUCAACUGGUCAAUUUCUCUGCAACUAGCCAUUCUAAACAAUCCCCACCAACUGAAUCUUGACCCUCACUACUCACUUGCAGCUUUAUUUUCUUGUUACUAUAUUGCGAUUUACCUCAAGCCCACACAAAAUAAGCAAAAGAAAGGAAAGGAAAUGGCAUAUUCUCUGUUUUGCUUCACUGCACAAUCUCUAGUACAGGUAAUUUUUAUUGCAUCUUUACUGGGUGCAAUGAAGACUGGUUCGUGGAUCACGAAUGGGGAAAGGCAUUCUGAAGAAUACUGUGCAAUGUACGACAUAUGUGGGGUACGAAGCGAUGGAAAGGUUCUGAAUUGCCCUUAUGGUACUCCAUCUGUGAAGCCUGACGAGCUUUUCUCAGCUAAGAUUCAGAGCCUGUGUCCAACAAUAAGGGGAAAUGUUUGUUGUACAGAGGCUCAGUUUGAUACAUUGCGUGGACAAGUUCAACAAGCAAUUCCUUUCCUUGUGGGUUGUCCAGCAUGCUUGAGGAACUUCUUAAAUCUUUUCUGUGAGCUUUCGUGCUCCCCAAAUCAAAGUAUGUUCAUCAAUGUGACGUCUAUUUCCGAGGUUGGUGGUAAUUUGACUGUGGAUGGUAUUGACUAUUAUUUAUCUGAAACUUUUGGAGAAGGGUUGUAUGAUUCCUGCAAAGAGGUGAAGUUUGGGACGAUGAAUACACGGGCAAUAGAAUUUGUGGGAGCUGGUGCCAAAAAUAUUAAAGAAUGGCUUGCAUUUAUUGGUCAGAAAACACCCCCUGGAUUUCCUGGGUCACCUUACGCCAUCAAUUUUAAGUCAAGCGUUCCUGAUUUAUCUGAAAUGAAGCUUAUGGAUGUGCCUGCAUAUUCUUGUGGAGACAAUUUACUGGGCUGCUCUUGUGGUGAUUGCCCUUCAUCUCCAAUCUGCUCAAAUUCAGAGCCUCCUACUCCACACAAAGAAGAUUCCUGUUCAAUCACAGUUGGACCCCUUCAGGUCAAAUGCAUUGAUAUCUCAGUAGCAAUUGUGUAUAUUCUACUGAUUUCUGCGUUAGUGGGGUGGGCAUUAUUUCAUCAGACAAGAGAAAGGAGGAGACCUGCGUCUAGUAAAGAACCAUUGUUAAAAUUUAUGGAUGAAGGCGAAGAUGAUUCUAGUAAUAUUUUAUUAGACAGAAAGCAGGCACUUGGGGUUGCUCCUCAAAUGAGGAAUAGGUUUAAACGUCCUAUUGUACAAGAAUACAUGUCAAACUUUUACAGGCAAUAUGGUACAUGGGUUGCUAGAAAUCCCACUCUUGUUUUGUUUUCAUCCUUGGCAGUUGUUAUUGUACUCUGUGUGGGUUUAAUUCAUUUUGAAGUGGAGACCCGACCUGAGAAGUUGUGGGUAGGUCACGGGAGUAAGGCAGCAGAGGAGAAAAAGUUUUUUGACAGUCACCUUGCCCCCUUCUACAGAAUUGAACAGCUUAUACUAGCAACCUUGCAUGAUCCAAAGCGCGAAAAGAAGCCUGCUAUUGUUACAGAUGAAAAUAUACAAUUACUCUUUGAAAUACAGAAGAAGGUUGAUGCAAUACGUGCAAAUUAUUCUGGCUCAGUUGUAUCUCUAACUGACAUUUGCAUGAAGCCUUUGGGCGAAGAUUGUGCAACUCAAAGUGUUCUACAGUAUUUUAAAAUGGACCCUGAAAAUUAUGAUCCCUAUGGAGGAAUCCAACAUGUAGAAUAUUGUUUCCAGCAUUACACUUCUGCGGAGACAUGUUUGAGUGCAUUUGAGGCUCCCCUUGAUCCUAGCACUUCCUUAGGAGGAUUUUCAGGGAAUAACUACACUGAGGCUUCUGCAUUUGUUGUUACUUAUCCAGUUAAUAACGCAAUUGAUGAAGUUGGCAAUGGAAAGGCAGUGGCAUGGGAAAAAGCUUUCAUUCAGUUGGUGGAGGAGGAGCUACUACCCAUGGUGCAGUCCAGCAAUCUCACUCUUUCAUACUCAAGCGAGAGCUCGAUUGAGGAAGAGUUGAAAAGAGAAAGUACUGCAGAUAUUAUAACUGUAGUUGUGAGCUAUGUUGUGAUGUUUGCUUACAUAUCUGUGACAUUGGGUGAUGUACUUCAUUUGUCUACGUUCUAUCUCUCAUCAAAGGUAUUGCUUGGUCUUUCAGGAGUUGUGCUUGUCAUGCUUUCUGUACUUGGAUCAGUUGGAUUUUUCAGUGUCAUUGGAGUUAAAUCAACACUGAUAAUAAUGGAAGUGAUUCCUUUCCUGGUUUUGGCAGUUGGAGUCGAUAACAUGUGUAUAUUGGUGCAUGCUGUGAAACGGCAAUCACUGGAAUUGUCAUUAGAGGAGCGGAUAAGUAGUGCACUGGUUGAAGUAGGUCCAUCAAUAACACUUGCUAGUUUGUCUGAAUUUCUGGCAUUUGCUGUUGGAAGUUUCACUCCCAUGCCAGCAUGUCGUGUUUUCUCUAUGUUUGCAGCUAUGGCUGUUCUAUUGGACUUCCUUCUGCAAGUCACAGCUUUUGUUGCACUAAUUGUUUUGGAUUGUCAGAGAGCUGAGGAUAACAGGAUUGAUUGUUUCCCGUGCAUAAAGGUUCCAUCAUCUUCUGGAGGGCCAAAUGAAGGCAUCUAUCAGAGAGAACCUGGACUGCUGGCUAGAUAUAUGAAGGAGGUACAUGCACCUAUUCUUGGGCUUUGGGGAGUUAAAAUAUUUGUUGUUGCUGCCUUUGUAGCCUUUUCUUUGGCAAGCAUUUCACUAUGUACAAGGAUUGAUUCUGGUUUGGAGCAAAAGAUUGUUCUUCCCCGAGAUUCUUACCUUCAGGGUUAUUUCAAUAAUAUUUCUGAAUAUUUGAGAAUUGGACCUCCAUUGUAUUUUGUUGUGAAGGAUUACAACUAUAGCUUGGAAUCAAGACAUACAAACCAGUUAUGCUCCAUUAGUCAGUGCGACUCAAACUCUCUCUUGAAUGAGAUCUCCAGAGCUUCUUUAAUUCCAGAAUCAAGCUACAUAGCAAAGCCUGCCGCCUCCUGGCUUGAUGACUUUCUUGUGUGGAUAUCACCAGAGGCUUUUGGUUGCUGUCGAAAGUUUAUAAAUGGUACUUAUUGCCCACCGGAUGAUCAGCCACCUUGCUGCUCACCUGAUGAAGGUUAUUGUGACAUAGGUGGAGUUUGCAAAGACUGUACUACGUGUUUUCGCCAUUCCGAUUUGGUCAAUAAUCGACCAUCUACAGUGCAAUUUAGGGAGAAGCUUCCGUGGUUCCUUAAUGCUCUGCCAUCUGCUGAUUGUGCCAAGGGUGGCCAUGGCGCUUACACAAAUAGUGUGGAUUUAAAUGGUUAUGAGACUGGUGUUAUACGAGCCUCAGAGUUUCGUACAUAUCACACGCCACUUAACAGACAAGGUGACUAUGUUAAUGCACUGCGAGCUGCAAGGGAAUUCAGUUCAAGAAUUUCUGAUUCUUUGAAGAUCAAUAUCUUUCCAUAUUCUGUGUUCUACAUCUUCUUUGAGCAAUAUCUGGAUAUUUGGAGGAUUGCUUUGAUCAAUAUUGCUAUAGCACUUGGUGUUAUAUUUAUCGUUUGCCUGCUUAUCACUUCCAGUUUCUGGAGUUCAGCUAUCAUUCUGCUGGUUUUGAUGAUGAUUGUUGUGGAUCUGAUGGGUGUAAUGGCGAUCCUGGAUAUACAACUAAAUGCAGUGUCUGUUGUAAACCUCAUAAUGUCAAUAGGAAUUGCUGUCGAGUUCUGUGUGCAUAUUGCACAUGCCUUUUUGGUAAGCCAUGGGGAUAGGAACCAUAGGGCUAAGGAGGCUCUGGGUACCAUGGGAGCUUCUGUGUUCAGUGGAAUUACACUGACAAAGCUUGUUGGGGUCAUCGUCCUUUUCUUCUCAAGAUCAGAGAUUUUUGUGGUUUAUUACUUUCAGAUGUAUCUGGCACUGGUUCUUAUUGGUUUCUUGCAUGGGCUUGUAUUUCUACCAGUGAUACUAAGUUUGUUUGGUCCGCCAGCAAGACAAUCAGUAAUUGAGAAACUUGAAGAUGAUGAGCCUUCAGCUUCUUCAGAACUGAGCUGAUUGGUGAUUCAGAUCAUACAGGCGCUUUUUUACUUUUGUCAUUAUUAAAAUAGCCUUAUUUUCAGAAAUGAUGAAACAAACACCUGAUAUGGAUCUUUAAUUUCAGGUGAUUUAUUUAGAUUUUACUAUCCCCUCCCUUGUUUCCUUAACAUACAUGAUAGGUUCUACUAACUUUUCAAAUGCUUAUUGCCUCCAUUUUUUUGAAAGUAAAUGACAUAUAACAAGGAGGAUGAACCAAUCAAAAUGCAAUUCAUUAUAAGUUUAAAUAUUAAA
Molecule: messenger RNA, 4340 nt
Organism: Jatropha curcas
Lineage: Eukaryota; Viridiplantae; Streptophyta; Magnoliopsida; Malpighiales; Euphorbiaceae
Product: Patched family protein
Biological process (GO): sterol transport
Cellular component (GO): membrane
Molecular function (GO): sterol binding; lipid carrier activity
Source: RefSeq, a predicted model, not a curated record